Myodes glareolus (Bank vole) is the source of this 2550-nucleotide messenger RNA. The record is from RefSeq and is a predicted model, not a curated record. NCBI's taxonomy places the organism in Eukaryota, Metazoa, Chordata, Mammalia, Rodentia, Cricetidae.
AUGGGUGUCAGUGUGAUUGCUGAAGGAACAAGAGUGCACAAAAGGUCCAAUGAUGGAGCAGUACUGAAAAGAACGCUGGAAAAUACUGCCCCCUUUGAAGUGGAGAAGGCAAAGCUGGGAGAAGCUGUGGCCGACGUGGCAGCGGCAGGUGCACCCAACAGGGAGGGUCCGGGCGGGGCCGGCUCUGCGAUCGUCCGCCCCCCCUCGUCCGCGAGUGAGGAGGAGGGCGGGGGUGACGCGCACCGAAAAGGACUUAAGUCGGAGAAGUUUGCGCACAGCCUCAUCUCUGGGAGAGCAGAGGCAGGCUCCGCUAAGUGUCCACCUAAGGUAGGUGCCAUUAGAGCACCUUCCACACGAGAGGAAACCGGCGGAGCACAACUGCCACACAUCGGAUUUGAAAAUGGUUCCAAGGAGAUUCAAAGCAUUUUUGCUGAUGCCCAGGAAAAUGAGUUCUUCCUGACGGUCCCAUUGCAAUAUUCACCAGUUCCCACUGGUGACACAUACUAUUCAAGUCAGCUGAUGGUUCUUGAUUUCUUAGAAUGCCUGAGAAGGGGGAACCAUCGCAAACCGAAGCUGAGGUUCCAUUUGGUGAACCGGUUCACUCUGCUGCUCCUGCUUCUUCUCAGCCCAACUCCAGUUGUUCAGGCCCCUGCCAAUCUCAGUGAACCCAGCCCUACUAAUGAGGCAUUUCUGUAUGCUAUUGGGCGCAAGAAGCUGCUGGAAGCCCAGUACAGUUGCUAUGACAGAAUACAGGAGCUGCCCCCUUAUGAAGGAGAAGGUCCAUACUGCAACCGCACCUGGGACGGAUGGCUGUGCUGGGAUGACACGCCAGCUGGAGUGACAGCCUAUCAGCAUUGCCCAGACUACUUUCCAGACUUUGACGUAACUGAAAAGGUUUCAAAAUACUGUGAUGAAAAUGGAGAGUGGUUCAGACACCCUGACAGCAAUCGAACCUGGUCCAACUAUACUCUGUGUAAUGCUUUCACUUCUGAGAAGCUGCAUAAUGCAUAUGUCCUGUACUACCUGGCUCUUGUGGGUCAUUCUUUGUCGAUUGCUGCUUUGGUUGCUUCCCUGGGGAUCUACCUGGUUUUCAAGAGCCUGAGAUGCCAAAGGGUGACGGUGCACAAGAACAUGUUUCUCACUUACAUCCUAAACUCUAUCAUUAUCAUCAUCCACCUGGUUGAGGUCGUGCCCAACGGUGAUCUGGUGCGACGGGAUCCAAUGCAUAUAUUCCAUCAUAGUACACACAUGUGGACAAUGCAGUGGGAACUCUCACCACUCUUGCCCCCGAGUGCACAGGAGGGAAACAUGGACUCUAAUGACAGUGAAGUGAUAAGUUGCAAGGUUCUACACUUCUUUCACCAAUACAUGAUGGCUUGCAACUAUUUCUGGAUGCUCUGUGAGGGGAUCUAUCUUCACACUCUCAUCGUCGUGGCUGUGUUCGCAGAGGAGCAACGCCUGCGCUGGUAUUACCUUCUUGGCUGGGGGUUCCCAGUGAUACCAACUACGAUCCACGCCGUUACCCGGGCUCUCUACUACAAUGACAACUGCUGGCUGAGCGUCGAGACCCACCUGCUUUACAUCGUUCAUGGACCUGUCAUGGUGGCUCUGGUGGUCAAUUUCUUCUUUCUGCUCAACAUCGUCCGUGUUCUUGUGACCAAGUUGAGGCAAACUCAUCAGGCAGAAACCUACAUGUACCUGAAAGCUGUGAAAGCUACCAUGGUCCUUGUGCCCCUGCUGGGGAUCCAGUUUGUGGUGUUUCCCUGGAGGCCCUCCAACAAGAUUCUUGGGAAGAUCUACGAUUAUGUCAUGCACUCUCUGGUUCAUUUCCAGGGAUUCUUUGUUGCAACUAUCUACUGCUUCUGCAACCAUGAGGUGCAAGUUGCCGUGAAACGCCAGUGGGCAAAGUUCAAGAUCCAGUGGAGCCAGCGCUGGGGAAGGCGCCGCCGCCGCACCACCAAUCGCGUGGUCGCUGCUCCUCGUGUUACAGCCUUCGCUGAGCCUGGUGGCCUCCCCAUUUACAUCUGCCAUCAGGAACCAAGAAAUCCUCCAGUCAACAACAAUCAAGUCGAAGAGGUUACUGAAAUGAUUCCCUUGAACGUCAUCCAGCAAGACCCAUCUGCCGUCGAGCAGGACUCAUCUGCUUGAAUGUGAAGCUACCCCGUUGUGAUCCACUGAGCCUUCAUUUCCUGGGUGAAGAUAGACCAUGCAUUUCAAGUGAUUCCCCAUCCUCCCAGGAGCUGAGCAUAUCAUUCGUGAAGAAUUAUUAAGUGAAUUUGUUCAUAGUGAUGUUUGAAGAAAGUUAUUCUUGGUACUAUUGCUUUGGAGACUGUCUAGGAAUAAGUUAUUCUUGGUACUAUUGCUAUGGGAGACUGUCUAGGAAUAGAGUCUCCCACUGCAACUUGGGAACACCAUCAUUCGUCUAGGACUGAGAUGCCAGUGUCUAAGAAUGAAGGCAAGAUAUCCAAAAAAUACCACUAAAUUGACCUAGUUCAGAUACAGGGUGCUCCUUGUUAAUCUUGAGCCAUUUAUACCUUUGAGAAAUUUUAA